This is a messenger RNA of Babjeviella inositovora NRRL Y-12698, 3160 nucleotides long. RefSeq lists its product as uncharacterized. The record is from RefSeq and is a predicted model, not a curated record. The transcript has a single exon. Lineage: Eukaryota; Fungi; Ascomycota; Pichiomycetes; Serinales. Bases 436 to 2940 code for a protein of 834 amino acids.
GAGUCCCUAGAAUUGUCAUACCGCUUCACGUACAGCGGUUGUACUGAGUAUAACGUCAUAUCCUUCCGCCUACAUAGUCCGUUAAUAUCUUGCUGUCUACACGGUUCUUGAAUACAAUUCCGCCCACAGUCUCUCAAGGUCCAUCAUCCCGCCGGAUUUGCUACCUGCUAUAUCGUUCUGGACACUUCUCUUAUUGUCCGAUUGUAUUUAAUCUCUGAAAGGGGCCAUCAUUCCCUCCUUUUUUUUUGAAGCUACGGGUCUGACAGCUGUGCUUCAAUCCUACAUCAUUACCCGCGAAACCCACUCAUCGAUAUUGUGGCAGUUUACCAGAUAUAGCCCAUCCUUUAUCUGUUUGAGAUCGCCCUAUUUCCCAUCGCAUAAGACUAAAUCCUACCAUUCCAACUCUAGACUGUCUAAAAAGGUUCUGGUACCCUUAUGUCUAAAACUCGGAACGUGCGCAUCCUUGCGGACAUCUUGGCGCGACAUGUGCCCGCACGCGAAACCCCUAUCUUUCCCGUGCACUACCGGUUCGACCCGGCCACUCCAUCGGUACGUGACGUGCACAACUUUGUGGUGAGUGACAUUUUUACAGAGGCUGGCUGGAAGCUAGCUCCGUUGGUGGACGACUUUGGCCCCGGGCCGGCCAGCUUUGUCGAGCAAGUGCGGAGGAAGAUGAAGCACCCUACCUUUUCUGAACCCUCUCUGCCACCUCUAAGUUCCGUGGAUAUUCUGGAUUCCCUGCUGCCUCUAGGUUUUAUGGAUGCCCUGGACUCCAUGGAUGUCUCCCUCGUGGCUAAACCACGCCGGGAUUUUACAGUCUCCCACGGCUUCAGGGCCUUUCUGAAAGGUAACAUUCUCAAACAGGAGUACCGUAUGGAUUUUUCUGGACUCCUCAAUGAGCGUUUUCUCUCACGCAACCAGCUCAACUUACGGGUGGAACGCCGUCUCUGCCAGAAAUUCUUCAGCGUGGAGGAGCAACGGUUCGUCGAUAAUCCCAACCAGCAUCUGCAGUGCUUUCUCAACGUGUGUUUGGAGACGACUGACGGGAUCGUGGGCACGCUUCCGCUAGCCAUGCCGUCCCGAGAACUCGCGGUGGGUGUCCAGGGACUAGUGGUGUUUGAGCAGUUCUCCAUGUUCCACAGAUUUCAGAACCAAGACUGUUUCUUCACAAAUCCGCUUACCGGAAGGAAAGUUGCUGUGAAGGUCGCCGCCCCAGAGAUGGAGCAAGUUGGCGGCGAUAGACACUACCUUGCGUUGGUUCCCGGUCACAUCCUUGAGCACAGGGAGAUUUUCCGGAGGCUUUCGUUUCCCGGGUCGCCACAGACGUUUAUCAACGAAAAGGGAAUGUUUUUCGGGGAUCUAACCGGACGUUGGGAGGGCCAAUUUCCCGGCAGCCUACCAGCAGCGUUCUUCGAGAGUCCCAACCAUGAUAUUUCUGGAGAGAGACAGAAAGGGGGGGUGAAUUUUACCACUGAGGUUAAUGAUUCAUCCAAGGAGGUGACCAUGACCGAAAAGUCCAUCCAAGCCACCAAUACGGAUACAAUCCCUUUCAUCAUUGAAAUCAUCACGUUAGCCAAUUCAGAUAUAAAAAAAAAGUUGUCCGUGUCGGACCCUCUGCCCGAGGUAAGAUGCUCUGUUGAGGGUGUUCGCCCCAUGCUUCAGCCAUGGUUCGUUCAGGUGCUUCUCUCGCUUAGUCAGUACCGUUCGCAGGUGAAAUUUUCUACAAACCUCUCAGUCUAUGGAAGUUCGCUUGAUGAUUCACUCCCGGUUGUGUGUCAGGCGAAAGACGCCAGCAAUGUCCGGAGAUUGUUGCGGAUCUUGGGGGUUCCAACCUAUCCCGUGGUGGUGGUUCCGCGGAUUAAGCCGAUCACUGCCUCCAAACUUACAGAUAUUAUGUCUCUUGCGGCCCACGAGGACAUUCCCGCGUUUCUUGCCUCCUUCCGAGACACGAUUUUCUUGACCAACGAAGAAAUCACCGGGGAUGUUGUGCGGUCGAUGCUCUUGGUGGAAGGAACGAAUGUGAAUAAUGAAACAGGUAAAGAGGGAAGAGCUAGACAGGGGAGAGGAAAUGCCUCACGUGGUAAAAGAGAGAGAGAUGGUGUCGGAGAGGAAGGGAGAUCUGUCGCAGGGGAGAUGAAAGAUAGUGAAAAGGAUACUGUCGGUAAAUCCUUAGAUCCUAUUAGUCCAUUCUCGAAGGCCUCCGCUCUAGACUUUACCUAUCUCCGUGAUAGUCAGAUCCGCCAGUUGCGACGGAUCGAGGCAAUGCUCCAGUACCUCGAGUUCUUCAAAGCCCACCUUGUGCCAAAUUCCCGAUUGGUUCCUGUGGAACCCACCUUCUGGGACCAGCUUGUGCGACGCCAGUUCGCCGAGUUGCUUAGGCGGUACACAGGGUAUAGGCAGCGGGGCUCGUUACAAGGAAUGAACGACGUAUACGACCAGAUGCUCGCGCUUUUGGGCAAUUCGUACCUCCCAGUGGUGUUGCGGGAGAUGGAAUACGGUAAUAAGGAGAGAAUUGCGUCGUUCCAUGCGGUUUUCCACCACCUUUUGAGCCUUCUCAACGGCAUUGCAGUGAACUUCCACCCGUACUUAGCGCGCCAGAUCGGCCGUGAGUUGCUAAACCAUCGAGUUGAGAAGUUGGAUUUACUAGAACCAGAGGAUUCUCCCGACUUUGAUAUUGUGUCUAAGAUCUUUGCCGGGGUCGAGGAGCUGAAAGCAAUGGCAGCAGCGCAUCCCGGGGCAAAGCUUAUGGUAGACUCCAACUCCGUGUCGCAGUACGAGCUAGACUUCAUGGGGCAGGGUGAGAUGGCGAUUAAGCGCGGGUUUACUCUCUGGCCAGGGUCUAAGGUGUUGAAGAAGAUUAAUUUGGGUUCGCAGUAUGGGUGUAUUUACUUGGUGGUUCCCCAUGUCAAGCCACGCCAAACCGAGACCUUCCUCGGAUAGGGCGUUGGCAAAGAAGUUUAUGAAGGAAGCUUGUAAAAAGACUGGAAGGGCAGACAAGUGAUGGUAACAGGUUAUUUUGGACUGAAAUAACCGAUUUUUCUUGGAAUGAUAAGAGUUAUGGUUCCUCGUGGAAAACAUGGAAAUUUUAGAUUAAAUUUGCGACUGCACGUGGGUGAGUUUUCAGCUCAUGUAUAGAGAAACACAGAAUCCCAACUUUAAU